This is a messenger RNA of Geodia barretti, 1689 nucleotides long. Lineage: Eukaryota; Metazoa; Porifera; Demospongiae; Tetractinellida; Geodiidae. The record is from the annotation of a GenBank genome assembly.
AUGGCUCGUUUCUUUGGGAGCCUCAGGGCGUUCUCCAGAGCCGUUUCCACACGCUCAGCAUGGACACGCGGAUCCCAGCGGCGUCAGAAACAGCUCAUAUCGCUGGCUGCUGCUGCAGUCGGGGGGAUAGGCCUGGGAGGUGGCUCGUACUAUCUCUACAGACAUUUCUUCAGGACUGCUACCCUAUCGUCCUGGUCGGUGGAUUGUAACGAACAGCAUGGGGUAAAAGCCGGGGAGGUGGUCCCUGGGUUGCCAGAGUACACUCUCGCCGAGAUCAAGAAGCGAUCGGGAGGGGAAGAAGGCGGAGGAAGAGUGUGGGUUACCUACGGACACGGCGUCUACGACAUUACGGACUUUCUUAGCCUCCAUCCUGGGGGGGCGGAGAAGAUCUCCCUCGCCGCGGGCUCCGCGCUGGAGCCCUACUGGGCCGUGUUUGCAAAUCACAACACAGAGGAAGUGAGAGAGAUCUUAGAGGAACUGCGUAUUGGGAACAUUGCCCCUGCGGAGAGAAACAAGGUAAUCCAGCAGGGUCCUCCCAAUUCGGGCCCCUACGCAAGCGACCCCCAACGCUCCCCCGUCCUCAAAGUCAACACGCAAACCCCCUUCAAUGCCGAAACUCCGUCGGUUCUUCUUGCGGAGAAUUUCGCAACACCCAACGAUAUUUUCUACGUGAGGAACCACCUCCCAGUCCCUAGAGUCAAUCCGGAGAGCUAUAGACUGGAGGUAAAGGGGGAGGGAGUGAAAACCCCGCUAUCUCUGAGUCUGGAAGACCUCAAGACAGAGUUUCCCCGACACACGGUCACCGCGACGAUUCAGUGUGCUGGUAAUAGACGUGUGGAGCUAAACAGAGUCAAGCCAGUGAGGGGAAUCCCCUGGACUGGUGGAGCUAUCGGUACAGCUGAGUGGUCCGGCGCUCGACUCCGCGAUGUUUUGCUUCACGCCGGAGUACGAGAGGAUAAGAUAGAGCAUGUUCAUCUGGAGGGCCUGGACAAUAAUCCCCUCACAGGUGAGCGCUAUGGAGGAUCUAUACCUGCGUCGAAAGCCUUGAGCCCAUCAGGGGACUGCUUGCUGGCUUACGAGAUGAAUGGAGUGGAUAUUCCACCGGAUCAUGGAUACCCAGUGAGAGCUAUUGUACCUGGAGUAGUAGGGGCAAGGAACGUCAAAUGGCUCGCCAGUGUUGUGGCCAGCAAAGACGAGUACAGUGGCUUCUGGCAGAAAAACGACUAUAAGGGAUUUUCUCCGUCGACUGACUGGAACAAUGUGGAUUUUUCAACCGCCCCCGCUAUACAAGAACUGCCUGUUACUUCGUUCAUUACCUCGCCAGCUGAUGAGAGUAUCCUCACAGAGUCCAGUGGGGAGACAUCGGAGGUCACUCUACGAGGGAUUGCGUGGAGCGGAGGAGGGAGAGGAGUGGUGAGGGUCGACGUCUCCGCCGAUGGAGGAAGCUCGUGGCACACUGCAGAGAUAAUUGCCGGGGCCGACCAGCCGUACAAUCGGGCGUGGGCCUGGGUGUUGUGGGAGACGAGUGUCCCCCUACCAGAGUCCAGGGAAGGGAGAGUCGAACUCGUCUGCAAGGCCGUGGACAGAUCGUACAACGUUCAACCAGAGAGCACCGGUCCCAUCUGGAACUUGAGAGGCUGCCUGUCAAAUGCCUGGCAUCGUAUUCACGUCCACAUACCCAAACAGUAG